This is a messenger RNA of Oryzias latipes (Japanese medaka), 5156 nucleotides long. RefSeq names its product RAB11 family interacting protein 1 (class I) a (gene rab11fip1a). Gene Ontology annotation, biological process: regulated exocytosis. Gene Ontology annotation, molecular function: small GTPase binding. NCBI's taxonomy places the organism in Eukaryota, Metazoa, Chordata, Actinopteri, Beloniformes, Adrianichthyidae. Gene Ontology annotation, cellular component: intracellular membrane-bounded organelle. The record is from RefSeq and is a predicted model, not a curated record.
UCUGUCACAGAGUAUGGGUGGGAGAGCCAAACAUCAGGGAAGUCAACUGCGAAACUUGGUGGAAGUCUUUCUCGAAUGAGUUGCGUUGUUGUAAACGAAGAAAUACGUUAGUCUUACUUUCGUGACUUCUAUGGCUAGAUGAUCCGGGUUGGUAUAAGUGGUGAACUAGUUAACGGAGGGUUAAAUUUAACGCAAACGAGUGUCACCGUCAGAAAACGCGUUCGACGUGAAGGGUUAAGAAUUACGACAUCAUCCAGCUGAGCUUCCUGAACUGAAGUCAAGUGGUUGUUGGGUAGAGCCAGCGACCGCAGAGGACACCAAAAGGGAACGGAACUCUCACGGAGGUCGGAUAAGAGGUUAACCAGAACACCGACGUUGUAGAGUUAACCUUAAAGGACUUUAGAAUGUCUCUGCUUGGCCAGAGCCAGCAGUUGUUUCCCACGAGUGUCCAGGUAACGGUGCACCAGGCUCGGAACCUCCGUGUGAAGGGAAAGAAUGGCGGCAACGACGCCUAUGCCAUCAUGCAGGUGGCCAAAGAUAAGUUUUCCACCUCGGUGGCGGAAAAAAGCGUCGCCCCGGUGUGGAAGGAGGAGGCCUCGUUUGACCUGCCACUUUUCCACCCGGGAAACGCCGAGCGCUGUACUCUGUACAUCAUCGUCAUGCAUCGAGCCCAGGUGGGACUCGACAAGUUUCUGGGCCAGGCCGUGAUCAACCUGCUGGAACUCCAUGACGACAAGUCGCGCAAAAAGACACAGUGGUACAAGCUAGUGGACAAAAAUGGAAAGGAGGACAAGGUGCGAGGCGAGGUGAUGCUUGAUAUCCAGUUUAUGAGAAACAACCUGUCAGUGAGCAUGCUUGACCUUUCGAUGCAAGACAAACCCCGAUCUCGCAUCUCCAAGCUGAAGGACAAAGUCCGUGGGAAGAAAAAAGAUGGCUUCUCUGACUCUGCUUCAGCUAUUGUUCCCUCUGUCAGUAAGACAGACCUUACAGACAGUGAGGAGGACGCCGACGCAAAGUCUCUUAAUCAGGCUCCUGGAGCAAAGAAGAAGUCCAAGCUCAAAACCCUGUUUGUCCCCAAGUCAAACCUGCAACGCAACAUCUCACAGUCCAUGUCUACUCUCGGAACGCUCCCAGAAAAGAAUUCCUCUCUCAGCGGCAGCCGCUCUUCUGGCCUCAAUGUAGAUUCUCCUGAAGGUAAAAAGAAAUUCAAAUUUCUGGGACACAAGCGAUCAGGAAGCUCUGACAGUAAAACGUCUCUUGGUCCUUUUUCUGUUCUGGGCCGCUCCAAGCAGAACAUAAACGACCAAAACAACUUGUGCAUAAAUGGCAACCACGUGUACACUGAGGAAUCAAAGACCAAGAGUGGGUCUACGCUGAGUCUGAACAGCUCUGGCAAAGGCUCCCUGGAGGACAUCCGCAAAAACACAUCUGACAUUCCUGCAGAAUCCUCCAAAACUAUAAACGUCCCUGCAUUCAAAUCUGAACCAAUCAAUAAAGUUUCAUUAGAGCAACAGCGCCACCAAGAGGCAGAAGAAAGAAGGCAGGCAGAAGAGAAGCGUCUUGCUGAGGUGAGAAGACUGGAGCAAGAGGAGAAAUACAGGGCAGAGGCCAAGAAACUCCAGGAGGAAGAGCAGCGCAAGCAGCAGGAAGAGCAGGAGAGGAGACGCCGUGUCAUUGAAGAUGAAGCAAGGAGGAAGAAACAAAAUGAGGAGGAGAGGAGAAGAGAAGAAGAGCGAAAAGUGCUGGAAGCUGCUGAAAAUCAAAGGCUUGAAGACGAGCGUGGAAGAGCAGAGGAGCGCAAACGCCAAGAGGAGGCCUCCAUGAGCGAUAGGCUGACGUCUUUGUUCGGGAUGAUCCGAAAGAAAGAGGAGAAAAAGGAAGAUGUACAACAGCAAGCUCCUGUGGAGCAGCACCCCACCCCGGCAACUCGCACCAACUCAGGAGCACCCACUCAGUCCGUGUCCCAUCACUCCACUAACCCAUUUGAAGACACCUCUGGUCCUUCAACUGUCGACAGUGAAAGUUCAGCCGCUAACCAAAAGUUCAACCGCAACCCACAAGCCCCCUCUGCUACAGUUUUUCUCAGCCGGACUGCUAAAGUGUCAGCCGUCAAACCCAGACUCUCUCAAAGUUCGGAGUCUGAAACCCCUGACUGUCAAUCUCCGGUUCAGCUAGACUCCUUCUCAGUCAGGUCUGAGUCCACUUUCACUAGAGUCCCAGCAGAGUCCUCUGAGGCUUUCUCCAAUCUACACCUACUGUUGGCUCCACCAAACAGGAGCCCAAGCCGGCCUGGUUCUCCCCGUGGCAGUACAGAGGAUUUGUCAUCUGUUGAAUUGGGGAGAUCAUCAUCAUCUGCUAUGGCAGACCAAAGGAGAAAAGCCAUCCUACCACCCUCAUAUUCUGGACAUAGGACCCCAACUGAGGAAAGUUUGGCUCCUGUCAAAAAUCCAGUGUAUGUAGAAGAAGAUGGACCUCCACGAGGAAAUAAGUUGUCUUUACCACUUCCUGAUUAUGAAAGCCUCUUUCCUCAGAGAAGACAUGGAGUACAAGGGCAAACUCGUUGGGAUCAUAUAGUUGCUGAGGUCAACCAGAAACAAAGGGACAGGGGACCUGAACUUGUGGGUCCUGAAAUGAGUGUUGAUGGGCCAGAAGAAUAUGCAUCAAGUCUUAAAUCCCACAUGCCACAGGAGACUCCUGCUGAGAAGAAGCCUACGACGAAACCGGUGUCGUCAAAAAAAGCGGCCGCUCCUGCUCCACCAAAACAAGCAUCUUCUGGUGUAGACUUCAGCCAGAAACACAGACAGAAUGUCACCCCCCAGUCUGUAACGAGACAUAGUCCAUCUGUAGUCCCACCAUUUAGAAAAACGGGCUCCCCCAGCAACAGAAUGUUCAGAGAGGGAGAUGGCAAUGUGGCAAAAGCAUCAACCGAAGGCGCACCUUCACACCGACCACAGAGUCAGAAGACUUUUGAUCCAACACCAGCAGCUGACCAAAGGUCUGUGCAAGUUGCUUUGGACAAACAACCACCCACAGCUAAACCCAGACAAAGGGUUGGUGCCAAAGAGCCUGCACAGCAGGAGCCAUCUGCUGUGAGCAGUAGCAUCCAAACAUUGUCUAGUGUGAGCAAAACGGACAACAAAACAACGAAAAACAUUGCAGAGUUGGAUCAGCUUCCUUAUACGGAGCAUAAGUCCAAAGAUGGACCGGGACACCUAAAGCAGAACCAAGAAGAUGAUGGCCUGUUCACUGGCAGGCAGGAAAAACGGCAGCAGAAAUCCGAGGAACUACUGAUGAGAAAAGAUUAUUUAAAAGAUUUUAGCAUUGAAAAUCCUGCUGAUCAUGUUGCCCUAAAUGAUUGUGAUUCAGAAAAGACGAGUGAGAGCAGGAAAGAGGAGGAACAAAUGCCACAAAGUCCCUCUUUUCAACGAAAAAACUCACAAAGAGCAAAGAAGAAUCUUCCACUGAGAAGUCUCACAGACGACAAAACUUUCAUGUCUCAGCAAGAAUCAGCAUCUAAUGAGAUGCCAGACUUGCCCUCAGGAGAUGUUGUCGAUGGUUCCGUAAAACCCAAGUCUCAGUAUGAUGCCAGAACACAAAGCAGUUUUAAUGCGGCAAAGGAUCAAAAUCAAACCGAAGUUUUUCAAGGACAUUCAGCUUUUUCCUAUUCUGAGCCCCUCCCAGUUGUCCCAGAGGAGCCAGAAGCUCAAACUGGAAAUAUAUGGGGGGGAAAGACACCUUUGAGAGCGUGGGUGUCCCCCUCUGAAGCCCAGCCUGUCAGUACUCAGUAUAGCAAUGGAAGUGGGCUAGCAUUAACUCCUCGCAGACCACAUCCUGUGAAGCCUAUGAGCUCACCGGAGAUCCAGCAACCCACCAUUCCUCCUGCUGUGAAGGAAAUAAAGGUGGUGAGCAGUGCACCUGCAAUAAUGAAGAUGGCUGAUUCUGUGUCAAGUGGUCCUUAUGGUCAGCUGACACAAGAGGAGCUGAUUUCGCUGGUGGUGAAGCAGCAGGCUGACCUCUCCAAGAAGGAUGCUAAGAUCAGUGAGCUGGAGCAGUAUAUAGACAAUCUGCUUGUCCGUGUGAUGGAGGAGAAACCCACUAUCCUGUUUUCCCUCAACUCUGCCAAGCAAGCUUGAGCGCAUGCUUGUUAGAAAGAGAGUGCCUCUCCUUAAGGCUGGGGAGGGAAGGUUGCACAUGUUUUAAGUGAUGUCGGUGCGUUGAGCACUUUCAGUUUCAAAGUCGGAAAGCUUUGAAAAGGCUGCAAAAUAUUCAGAAUCCUACAUUUAUGGGGAAUCGUACGCAUUUUGACACUAAGGUACUGCAAUUAACUUUAGGUAUAUUAUUCAGAAUUUUGAUCUUUCACAUAUCUCGUACUUCAAAUUGGGCUGAAUGUCUAUUUAAUAUUAUUUCAUAUAAGUUAAGUCGUUUUUUUGUGUUGUUUGUUUUAUUCCUUGAGUUUUGCUGCAGCUUAGUGCUGCCCAAUACAUCAUUCCAAUAUUUUAUAUCAAACAAACAUUUCUCAACAAUGCGACUCUUUUUACUUCACUGUUAAAGUCUUUUUUUUUUCCCUCUAACUGAUUUUAUUUAGGUUUUUUUUGUUGUUGGCCACAAAGGAAUUCCACAUGUCUUUUAUCUGAAUUUGUCUGUUGCUGCUGUAAAAAUGUGUCUUUAGAGCACAGAGCAGAGAAAAGCAGCCUCUCUGCUGUGUUCCUUUGCUUAAAUCAGUGCAGAAUCUUCAGCCUUCAUUUAAUUUUGCAUCCCAUCAGUUAAGAAUAAAAUGAUGAAGCAUUUCUGCAUGAUGCAAUGUUUUUAAGAUGCAUUUAAGAUUUUAAUCACUUAAAUGUAAUGCAUUUACAUAAUUGUGUAUGUACAUAAUAGGAUAGAAAGAUUAAUGAUAUUUAGUCAGAAGUGUUUUAUGCUGCUUUUUGUCUAAAUAACACUAAUGCCUUACUAAAAGUACAGCAAUAUUCCUCUGUGCAACCGUGCCUUUAAGCAGCCUUGUGUUUUGGUGUUAGAAACCUUUGAUUAAAAAUGUGUGGCCUCAUCUUUUACUGGAGUGAAAGUUGAAAUAAUGUCCAGCUUGAUCACCUACAGAUGAUGCAUGUUAAUGAAAUGUAUAAUUGGUUUGUUUUUAUUUUAAAUAAACACACUAAAUAUGA